This is a messenger RNA of Ficedula albicollis (Collared flycatcher), 2260 nucleotides long. It is a transcript of the gene PRMT3, whose product is annotated as protein arginine methyltransferase 3. NCBI's taxonomy places the organism in Eukaryota, Metazoa, Chordata, Aves, Passeriformes, Muscicapidae. Gene Ontology annotation, biological process: peptidyl-arginine methylation. The transcript is spliced from 15 exons. Gene Ontology annotation, molecular function: protein-arginine N-methyltransferase activity. The record is from RefSeq and is a predicted model, not a curated record. The coding region runs from base 53 to 1630 and encodes 525 amino acids. Gene Ontology annotation, cellular component: nucleus.
AGGACAGGGUUGGGGGUAAACAUCACCGGCAAGGGCCUGAGCGGGGAAGGGAAUGGAGGGCUUCCACAGCACUGAGUGUGACAGGGCAUCCGAGACCUCGUCCUUCAUAGGAGAUGAAGAAGAAGAAGAGGAGGAGGAGGAGGAGGAGGAGGAAGAGGAGGGAGGUGCUGCCGCGGCCCAGCAGACCCGCUGCCUGUUCUGCGACAGGUUGUUUAGUUCUCCUCAAGCUGUGUUCUCCCACUGCAAAACAGAGCAUCAGUUUGAUGUUAGUCAUGUGAUCCAGAAACACGGACUUGAUUUUUAUGGAUACAUUAAACUAAUAAACUUUGUCAGAUUGAAGAAACCAACUGGAGCAUAUUUGAGCUCUCUUAGCAGCCCACUGCCUUGGGAAGGAGAGGAAUAUUUGAAACCAGAACUGGAAGAUGAUCUCCUGCUUCAGUUUGACGUUGAAGAUCUUUGUGAACCUGUAAAAGUUUUGCCUUCUAAUGGUUUAAGUGAUACUUUGGUGCUCCUUGAACAAUUAAAACACACGGAACACAGAGCCAGAGCCGCAGAAGCAGCCUUGGCUAGAGCACAAGAUGAUCUUCAGAAAAUGAAACAAUUUGCUCAGGAUUUUGUGAUGAACACGGAUGUCAGGAGCAGCUCAUCAUCCAGCACCAUUGCAGACCUUCAGGAGGAUGAGGAUGGCGUUUACUUCAGCUCCUAUGGGCAUUAUGGGAUACAUGAAGAGAUGCUAAAGGAUAAAGUCCGUACGGAGAGCUAUCGUGACUUCAUCUAUCAAAACCCACAUAUCUUCAAGGACAAGGUAGUUUUGGAUGUUGGCUGUGGAACUGGAAUACUCUCCAUGUUUGCUGCCAAAGCAGGUGCCAAGAAGGUGAUUGGAGUUGACCAAUCUGAAAUCAUCUAUGAAGCCGUGGACAUCAUUAGAUUAAAUAAACUUGAAAAGAUUAUUACAUUAGUCAAAGGAAGAAUCGAGGAAGUUCAUCUGCCUUUGGAAAAAGUGGAUGUAAUUAUAUCUGAAUGGAUGGGUUAUUUCCUUCUCUUUGAGUCAAUGCUGGAUUCUGUCAUCUAUGCAAAGGACAAGUACCUGAAAGAGGGAGGCUCAGUUUAUCCUGACUUGUGCACCAUCAGUCUGGUAGCUGUUGGGGAUAUGAAUAAACACAUGGACAAGCUGCUUUUCUGGGAAGAUGUGUACGGCUUUGACAUGUCUUGUAUGAAGAAAGCUGUCAUUCCAGAGGCUAUUGUGGAGGUUCUGGAUCCAAACACACUGAUAUCUACAGCCAGUGUCAUUAAGCAUAUCGACUGUAAUACUGCAUCCUCUCCAGACUUGGAAUUUUCUUCUGUUUUCACCCUGAGCAUUACAAUGAGCACACAGUGUACGGCAAUUGCCGGUUACUUUGAUGUAUUUUUUGAGAAGGACUGCAACUACAAGGUCUUGUUUUCAACUGGUCCCCAGUGUACCAAAACACACUGGAAGCAGACAGUUUUUCUCCUGGAGAAGCCAAUUCCUGUAGAAGCAGGAGAGGCCUUGAGAGGAAAGAUCACAGUCCGCAAAAACAGAAAGGAUCCGCGGUCCCUCUUCAUCACCCUCUCAGUGAAGGACACACAGCAGACCUAUAGCCUUCAGUGAAUCUCUGUCCAUGUCUGGGAGCGGUUCAAUUCGAAUGCUGCAUUUCACUGCUGAUAACUGUUCUGAAAUACCCAAAAAUGGUAAACUCUUGAGUUUGUGUGUAUGUGCACACACAAGAAUACGGAAAAGUUACCUAGAAGUGAGAUUUACAACAAACUCAGAUUCUGCUGUGUCACAUGGUGUGAGGAAAGCAAGAAAGAUGAGUUUGGGUUACCUGAGACUGCUAGGUGAGAAAAUAUGAGCCUAAAGUCUUGCUGUAAGGAAAAUAAAUAUGAUCUCUCAACAGUGUUUUAUUCUUCCACUGGCAAAAUCCUUGUAUAUUAUUUUUUUGUGAAAGAAGCAGCUAAAUCAUGUGUCAGUGCAUCUCAACAGUAGAUGGAAAAUCCCAACGGGAAUAAUUUUGUAAUUCCAACUGCAAGAUUGCAACAACAAAGAUGGUAUUUUUACUACACUUCUGCAAUUUAAAAGUUGUUGACGUUUCAGUUACAUUUGUCUAAAUAAAUAAACCUAGUGUGAUACAUAAUGCAGUUGCUGCUUUCCUUGUGUUCUGUGUAAUUGGAAAUCCUGUCUAUCCUGUGAUGGCUCAUUUAUUUAUGCCUACAGUUUUUUCUCUACUAACCUGUUGGGGCA